This is a messenger RNA of Achroia grisella, 1274 nucleotides long. RefSeq names its product cathepsin B (gene CtsB). Lineage: Eukaryota; Metazoa; Arthropoda; Insecta; Lepidoptera; Pyralidae. The transcript has a single exon. Gene Ontology annotation, molecular function: cysteine-type endopeptidase activity. Gene Ontology annotation, cellular component: lysosome. The coding region runs from base 172 to 1188 and encodes 338 amino acids. Gene Ontology annotation, biological process: regulation of catalytic activity. The record is from RefSeq and is a predicted model, not a curated record.
CAUUUAGAUAGCGUUCGAGCUAGUGAACUCACUCGCACGCUUAUUAGUAGCUGUUAUUCAUUGUUCUGCUUCUGCCAACGCAGUUGUUAAGUUGUUUAGUCAUUGCGCCAUAGUCGCAUUGAUUGCACGUCACUUUCGUCUGCGCCUGCGUCUAAAAAUCAGACGAUUAUUAUGGCGCGAUCGGUCGUUGUCGCGAUGAUAGUCCUCAUUGGACUAUCUGUAGCAUCAACUGAUGUUUUGCAUUCUCUGUCUGAUAAAUUCAUUAAUCUCAUCAACACAAAACAAAAUCUGUGGAAGGCUGGCCGUAAUUUCCCGGAAAAUACAUCGAUCAAAUAUAUCAGGAAAUUGAUGGGUGUUUUGCCGGAUAACCAAUUUACGAAACUGCCUACGGUGACACAUGAUGCCAAAUUAGUAGAGUCACUUCCUGAGAACUUCGACCCAAGAGAUAAGUGGCCAAAUUGUCCUACUUUAAACCAAAUUAGAGACCAAGGGUCCUGUGGGAGCUGCUGGGCUUUCGGUGCAGUUGAAGCUAUGACGGACAGAGUUUGCACCUAUUCGAACGGAACUCAACACUUCCAUUUCUCAGCUGAAGAUCUAUUGAGUUGUUGUCCAAUCUGCGGGCUUGGUUGCAACGGUGGAAUUCCAAGACUCGCUUGGGAGUACUACAAACAUUUCGGUAUUGUGUCUGGAGGGAGUUACAAUUCAAGUCAAGGAUGCAGACCGUAUGAAAUCGCACCGUGUGAACAUCAUGUACCUGGCAAUAGAUUGCCUUGCUCUGGUGAUUCCAAAACACCAAAAUGCAUAAAAACCUGCGAAUCAAAUUACAAUGUACAAUACAAAAAAGAUAAGCGGUACGCUAAACAUGUUUAUUCCAUAAGUGGAGGAGAAGAACAUAUUAAAGCUGAAUUAUAUAAAAAUGGGCCAGUUGAAGGCGCUUUUACUGUAUACGCUGAUUUGCUUGCGUACAAAGAUGGUGUAUAUAAACAUGUAGAGGGCCAAGCUCUUGGGGGUCAUGCCAUAAAAAUUAUUGGUUGGGGAGUGGAGAAUGGAACCAAAUACUGGCUUAUUGCAAACUCAUGGAAUUCCGAUUGGGGAAAUAAUGGCUUCUUUAAGAUCCUUCGAGGUGAAGACCACUGCGGCAUUGAAAGCUCUAUAAUGGCUGGUGAACCAUUAUUAGUUAAUAACUAGUCUUAGACGUAGAUGAAUUGAGUUCUAUGUAAAAAAAUAGGUGCAUAUCUAUAUAUAUAUACAUAUAAUAAAUAAGUAACAUUAUA